Molecule: messenger RNA, 1784 nt
Organism: Ceratotherium simum simum (southern white rhinoceros)
Lineage: Eukaryota; Metazoa; Chordata; Mammalia; Perissodactyla; Rhinocerotidae
Source: RefSeq, a predicted model, not a curated record
AGGGCCUGAGGCAGCACACCUCUCUCCCAAACACCCCUGGGCUGAGUUCCUGGCUGGGCUCCUCGGUGGCGGGCCUGGGGCCUAGCUCAGCUGACAGCUCAGCAAGUGGUGUCCCUCCCAGCCGCCCUCCCCGACUCUGGCCAACCCUGCCAUGUCGGACUAUGAGAACGAGGAGGAGUGCUGGAGCGCCCUGGAGGGCUUCCGGGUGAAGCUCAUCUCCGUCAUCGACCCCUCGCGCAUCACGCCCUACCUGAGGCAGUGCAAGGUCCUGAACCCCGACGAUGAGGAGCAGGUGCUCAGCGACCCCAACCUGGUCAUCCGCAAGCGCAAAGUGGGCGUGCUCCUGGACAUCCUGCAGCGGACCGGCCACAAGGGCUACGUGGCCUUCCUCGAGAGCCUGGAGCUCUACUACCCCCAGCUCUACAAGAAGGUCACGGGCAAGGAGCCCACCCGCGUCUUCUCCAUGAUCAUCGACGCGUCCGGGGAGUCGGGCCUGACGCAGCUGCUGAUGAGCGAGGUGAUGAAGCUGCAGAAGAAGGUGCAGGACCUGACGGCGCUGCUGAGCUCCAAGGACGACUUCAUCAAGGAGCUGCGGGUGAAGGACAGCCUGCUGCGCAAGCACCAGGAGCGCGUGCAGCGUCUCAAGGAGGAGUGUGAGGCCGGUGGCCGGGAGCUCAAGCGCUGCAAGGAGGAGAACUACGACCUGGCCCUGCGCCUGGCCCGCCAGAGCGAGGAGAAGGGCGCCGCGCUCAUGCGCAACCGCGACCUGCAGCUGGAGAUCGACCGGCUCCGGCACAGCCUCAUGAAGGCGGAGGACGACUGCAAGGUGGAGCGCAAGCACACGCUGAAGCUCAGGCACGCCAUGGAGCAGCGGCCCAGCCAGGAGCUGCUGUGGGAGCUGCAGCAGGAGAAGGCCCUGCUGCAGGCCCGGGUGCAGGAGCUGGAGGCCUCCGUCCAGGCCGGGAAGCCAGAGAAGAGCAGCCCCUACAUCCAGGUGCUGGAGGAGGACUGGAGGCAGGCGCUGCAGGACCACCAGGAGCAGGCCAGCACCAUCUUCUCCCUGCGCAAGGACCUGCGCCAGGCCGAGGCCCUGCGCACCCGGUGCACGGAGGAGAAGGAGAUGUUCGAGCUACAGUGCCAGGCCCUGCGGAAGGACUCCAAGAUGUACAAGGACCGCAUCGAGGCCAUCCUGCAGCAGAUGGAGGAGGUCGCCAUCGAGCGGGACCAGGCCAUUGCGACGCGGGAGGAGCUGCACGCGCAGCACGCCCGGAGCCUGCAGGAGAAGGAUGGGCUGCGGAAGCGGGUGCGGGAGCUGGGCGAGAAGGCCGACGAGCUGCAGCUGCAGCUGUUCCAGUGCGAGGGCCAGCUGCUGGCCGCAGAGGGCAGGCUCAAGCGGCAGCAGCUGGAGACACUCGUCCUGAGCUCUGACCUGGAAGACAGCUCACCCAGGAAUUCCCAAGAGCUCUCGCUCCCCCGGCACCUGGAGGAAGACACACAGCUCUUGGACAAAGGUGGCCCGACAGACAGGGAGAGCCCAGAGCAGCCAUUUGCAGCUCUGCAGAAGGAGCGGCUUUCACUGGCCUCCAACGACGCAGGCCUGAGCGGCGGGGAGCCCCCCGAGAAGGAGCGGCGGCGCCUCAAGGAGAGCUUCGAGAACUACCGCAGGAAGCGCGCGCUCAGGAAGAUGCAGCACGGCUGGAAACAGGGGGAGGUAGACUGGGAGAACACCACGGGCAGCGACAACACCGACACCGAGGGCUCCUAGCCGGCCGUGGGAGGACCCC